GUUGGAGGUUUGUCGUCAUGCUGGUGUGUGUUUUUUUUUCAAACACACAUAGGGGUUACAACACAAUAAAAGGUUGUGAGAUCAGCAGGAAGACCAAUCACUGACACUCUGUUCAACCAGCAAGCAGCUCAAAGAAUCAACCAUGACACAGAUGAUGAUGAAAGCCUCUGUCGCCGUGGUGACCUUCUUCCUACUCUUCUCAUCCGUCCUGACAUCUGCACGUGAGUCGACCGUAUUCAAAUUUCUCUCAGAACAUCUGAUUAGGAAAUUCUGAUGAGUUCAGUUACCACUUUUGUUUUUUCUCCAUCGCUGGUCCAGCUAGUUACCAGCCACAAACAUGCUGCUCAAGCUACUACAAGAAAAAGAUACCUGCUCAUGUGAUGCAGAGCUUCAGAUACACAGGCAUGCAUUGUGGCAAUAGAGCUGUUAUUAUUACGAUGACAAAUAACAAAGAAAUCUGUGUUGACCCGUCCAUGGAGUGGGUGAAGAAACUAGUGAAUGACGUCCAGUAAUGCACAUCGUUACUUUGAUCAAAAAUUCUGCUGAUUCCUCAGUUACAAUGUUUGAAUUCAUUAAAAAAUAUAUUCCAAAAUACAAAAACUUGUUGAAUUUGAAACAGCAAAGCAAUAAAAUAUAAUGUAUUUCAAUAUUUUCAAAUCAUUAAAUUUGACUUUUCCUGAUACACCGGCAAUUCCAACCCUGACAGUGAACAGCCCCAGCCUCCAGCGCCCAUGCCCCAACCGACAGAGCCUCGGCCCCAGCCACCACCGCCCCGGCCCGAACCGACAGCACCCCGGCCCCAACCGACAGAGCCUCGGCCCCAGCCACCAGCGCACCGGCCCCGACAGACAACGCCCCGGCCCCAACCGACAGCGCCCCGGCCCCAACCGACAGCGCCCCGGCCCCAACAGACAGCGCCCCGGCCCCAACCGACAGCCCCCCGGCCCCAACCGCCAGCGCCCCGGUCCCAGCCACCAGCCGCCCUGGUCCCAGCCACCAGCAUCCCAGUCCCGGCCAACACUGACCCGGCCGCGACAGACAGCACCCCAGUCCCGGCCACCAGCGUCCUGGCCCCGGCAGCCAACGCCUCCAGUCUCGGUCUUCAGAGUCCAUGGACCCGACAACCAACGCCCUCUUCUCCAGUUGCCAGCGUCCGGUCCAUGUCGACAGCGUCUCCUGUCCCAACAACCAACACCUUCGGCCAUCCACACCAGAGUACUCAGAAACAGAUGAAUGGGAAGAGAUCAAACGAUCUCUUGACUUCAUGUCAGUUUUGGGAUGAGGACUAACCAAAACAUCUGUGUUGACUCAUCGUCGGAGUGAGAAAAGAAACUCAUGAAUGUCCUCCAGUAAGGAGCCGCUCCACUUUGACCCAGAAUUCAUAGUUACUGGAUCUAGAAGCCUUUAAAGAAAAGCAGAGAAGAGGCAGCAAAAAGAAAAAAUAAAGGCCGGAUUUAUUUAUUA
This is a messenger RNA of Oryzias melastigma (Indian medaka), 1464 nucleotides long. RefSeq names its product extensin-like. Lineage: Eukaryota; Metazoa; Chordata; Actinopteri; Beloniformes; Adrianichthyidae. The transcript has 4 exons. Bases 732 to 1289 code for a protein of 185 amino acids. The record is from RefSeq and is a predicted model, not a curated record.